AUGACGAUGAUUCAAAACACCAAUAUCGUCGAACUAUAUAGCGAGAUGGUUAAGGAUGACAAACAAUUGACGUACUACAAUAGUGGUGUAGGAACAUAUGCUAAGGGCCACACACACUGGAUGAAGCAGGUCUCGAGUGUCUUUGAUCUGGCCUUUGCGUUUAAUAUCAGCCGAACCAUCAUGGGCGCCUACAGAUGGCUCUCAGACAAGUACCGUCCUGGUGAUAAGAUCUUCCUAUUUGGAUUUUCGAGAGGUGCAUACCAAGUUCGUGUAUUAGCAGGAAUGAUCCACCAAAUGGGGCUCAUAUUACCCGGCAACAUAGAACAGAUCCCCUAUGCCUUCCAGCUCUACUGCGCCAUCAACAGUGGAGAAGAUAAGGACAAGGAUCUUGCGGCAGGAUUCAAAUCGACGUUCUCGAGACAAGACGUAGUAAUACAUUUCAUCGGCGUAUGGGACACCGUUUCGUCUGUUGGUAUCCGGAAGGAUAAGAUUUUACCUUCCACCGAUACAUGCGAUCACAUUUGCUACUUCCGCCACGCACUUGCACUAGACGAGCGCAGGGUGAAAUUCCUACCCGAGUAUGUCUACGGAGGCAUGAGCGAUCGAUCCAAAUCCAAAUCGGUGCUAACUCCCAAGGACGAACAUGGUAUUAAGGAGGUCUGGUUUGCUGGUAGUCAUUCGGAUGUGGAGAAGACAGACAAUGCGCUUACUUUUCGAGACAUGCCUUUGCUAUGGAUGCGUGAAGAAGCUUUCGAGGCAGGGCUUCUGCUCAAUCCUCCCAAGGUAGCUUUCACAUCUGAAGACUUGAAGGAGCCCAAGAUCACCAACUCGUUAACGCUCCGGUGGUGGCUACUCGAGAUGUUACCUAUCAGACAUCUUCGCUACAAUAACUCCAACCAGCACACGCAAUUGUGA
This is a messenger RNA of Suillus subalutaceus, 915 nucleotides long. RefSeq lists its product as uncharacterized. The coding region runs from base 1 to 915 and encodes 304 amino acids. The transcript is spliced from 8 exons. Lineage: Eukaryota; Fungi; Basidiomycota; Agaricomycetes; Boletales; Suillaceae. The record is from RefSeq and is a predicted model, not a curated record.